Messenger RNA from Entrophospora sp. SA101, 972 nucleotides. NCBI's taxonomy places the organism in Eukaryota, Fungi, Glomeromycota, Glomeromycetes, Entrophosporales, Entrophosporaceae. The record is from the annotation of a GenBank genome assembly.
AUGUAUAUUUUUUGUAGUUUUCAAGCUGCCAAUUUAAACAAUAGUUCUCUUGAAUUUUUAUCUCCGCCACAAUCUCAUUUUUCACUUGAAAUACAAACUCAAGUUUUACAUAUACAACAUUUACUUCUUGGAACACAACAAACUCUGACUCUACAACAGCCUCAACCUUCGAAUCCUGAGGUAAACCAUCAUCAUCAAAAUGCACUCGUUAUUCCUCAACCAUAUAAUCAAGCACAAUUUAAUACAAGAUUUCUUUAUAAUUACAACAACAACAACAAUGCAUUAGGUGAAAACCUUGAUUUUGUGAUUCUAAACUUAAAUGAUACCAUUAAAAAUCUUUCAAGAAUUUUGAAUGAUUAUGGUAUUUUGACUGGACUUCUCAAUAAUGAAAUUCAAAAUAUAAAUGCUCUUAAUAGAAAUGAACUUAUUAUUCCACCAAACAAUCAAGCAGAAUUUGAUCCGAACAAUCAUAAUAAUGCAUUAGUUGGGAGUCUUGAUGACGUUGUUCUAAAUUUAAAUGUUAUUAGUAAAAGUCUUUCAGAAUUUUUGAAUGAUAAUCGUAUUUUAGCUGGACGUCUUGAUUAUGGGAUUCAAAAUAUCCCAAGGCUUCCUUAUAAUUAUUACAGCAACAACAACAAUCAUAACAUUGCACACCUUGUUGGAGCAGUUCAAAAUUUAAACAAGAUUAAUAAAAAUAUUUCACAGAUUUUGAAUGGUCAUCGUGUUUUAAGUGGACAUCUUGAUAAUGGAAUUCGAAAUAUCUCAAGACUUCCUUAUAAUUAUUGCAACAACAACAACCAUAACAAUGAGCAUAUUGCCAAUGUGGUUCUAAGUUUAAAUGUUCUUAAUAAAAGCCUUUCAGUGAUUUUGAAUAAUUGUGGUAUUUUGGAUGGGCAUCUUAAUGAUGAAAUUCAAAAUAUAAAUGCUCUUAACAAAAAUCUCUCAAAGAUUUUUAACAAUUUUAAUCAAUAA